Ictidomys tridecemlineatus (thirteen-lined ground squirrel) is the source of this 884-nucleotide messenger RNA. The record is from RefSeq and is a predicted model, not a curated record. NCBI's taxonomy places the organism in Eukaryota, Metazoa, Chordata, Mammalia, Rodentia, Sciuridae.
CAAUUAAAAAAACAGAUCAUAUUCCGCUCAGUCACCACGGUAUCUGGCUAGCUUCCUCCACGCACCACCCUGCGCAUGCAGUUCUGCCCCAUCCUUGAGAUCCUUCUCUGCCUCUCCCCGCUGUCGCCUGUCACGUGCUCCCUUCCCACAUGCUCGCAUCCCCACCCACUGAGGAGGCUCUGGGCGCGGGCCUUCAGUAGCCCAUCUCGGAGGAAGAGGCUGUGGGGUCAGCGUUUCUCUGGCCGAGAUCCGCGCCAGGGCCGCGGCUCCCUGUCUGCGCAGAACAGUGCGGGGGGGCCAGCUGCAUCCUGGCGUGAGCGUGGAGGACGCUACCCAGGUCGCCUGCGUGGGGACCAGUUCCUGGCGCCCGGCGCCCCCUGGUGGUCCCCGGCACUGCGGACACCCAAGUCAGCAGGAGGACGCGCUGGCCUCUCGGGCAGAACCCGGACUGCGGGGGUCACAACAGGACCAGGGAGGAGCAGAAUCGAAUCUCUGGAGAGUGAAAUGGAUGAGAAUCAAAUCCAGAUGGCCGGAGAGGAUGUGGAUUUGCCUGAAGAUCUCCGGAAGAUGGUAAAUGAGGAUCAAGAAGAGGAAGAAGAUAAGGAUUCUGUUCUUGGGCAGUUGCAGAAUCUCCAGAACAUGGACUUGGACACCAUAAAAGAAAAGGCCCAGGCCACCUUCAUGGAAAUCAAGCAGUCGGCUGAACAGAAGUGUUCUAUGAUGUGAGGGGACAGAAGAAUGAGAAAGAAGUGGGGAGGGGACAUCGAGAGGUCACCAGCAGGAAGGGCACUCGCCUGUGGGCCUUUCCAGCAGCAUGAAUUUUAACAUCGAACACAGAUAAGAAACCCAUGAAAUAAAUCUGUCUACAAGCAUAUAGACAAUGA